UAGGCGGAAUUUGGUUUCCCCGCCUGUUUCUCCCCCCAUUUCGUAUAUUUAUAUUUUCCAGGAAUCAAAAUCAAGGGUUUCCCUAUGCAAUAAAAGGAAAUUACCAUUUGAAUUCGCGGUUGAACAUGGAGCGGUUGCGUAUCCAACAAAUGUUAGUCAUCAUCAUGGCUUACUUUUACAUUCGUUAUAUGCGACCAGGAAGUCUCAAAAGAAAAAGGAGAGAUAUGUCCGCAAUGCCUGGUCAUGAGUUCACUUGGGAACUUCUAAAUGGAAACGAUGAACAAUGUUUUUGAGUUGCUACGCAUGUCACGUGAUGCCUAUGUUAGACUAACUGCACAGUUCAGAGCAAGAAGGUGGUUAAAGGAUAGUAAGCAUAUAUCAGUUGAAGAGAAAUUGGCUAUUUAUUUGUUUAUUAUAGGUGGGAAUCAACGUUACUCUGCGGUAAAGGAUAGGUUCCAACACUCGACGGAGACAAUUAAUAAAGUUUUUUAUGAGGUGUCAGAUGCAAUGCUUGAGUUUGUUAAAGAGGUUAUAGUACCUACAUCAUUUAGUCCUAGUCUAGACAUUUCUGGAACAAAUAGGAUGUUUGAUUUGCAGAAAGUUUUCAAGGGAGCGGUUGGUGCCCUGGAUGGAAUUUUGAUACAUGCUGUUAUUCCUGCUGAUAAACAACACUUGUUUAAACGAAGUGAUAAUGGUAAAUGUUGUCAAAAUGUUUUGGCAAUUUGUGACUUCAACAUGGUUUUUACCUUUAUUUUAGCUGGUUGGGAAGGGAUAGCAGAUGAUUCACAAGUGUUGAGCACGGCUAUAUCAGAUUCAGACUUUGAAUUACUAUUUCCUCCUCCAGAUAAAUACUAUCUUUGUGAUACUGCAUUUCGACAUACCCGAGGAUUUAUGACACCGUAUCGCAAUGUAAGGUAUUCGCUUGGAGGCUACCUUGAUAGUCGCGCAACGAAUAAGAAAGAAGAGUUCAAUCAUGCUCAUGGAAAACUUAGAAAUGUUAUAGAGUGUGCCUUUGGUGUGCUGAAAGCACGUUUUCCUGUUUUGAUGAAAAUGAUAUCUGUCCCCUUUAUUAAACAGAGAGACAUUGUUAUCUCAUGUUUUGCAAUUCAUAACUUUAUACGGACUGAAAACAUAAGUGACAAGUGGUUUGCUGAAUACGAGCAAGAGAUAAUAUUUGAUGAUAAAAAUGAAUAUGAAGAUGAUGAUAAAGAUGGAGAGGACUGCGAGAGUGAACAAGAGGACGAUGAAGAAUAUGAUGAUCCUGAAGAUCAACAAUUCAUGGCCAAAUUGCGAGAAGAUCGACAAUUCAUGGUUAAUCUGCGAGAAGAAAUUGCGGGGAGAUUGAUGCAAGACAGAGAGUCAAUGCUUUAAUUUUUGGAGUUUGAUGACUAGACUCAUGUAUAUGUGCUAAAUUCAUGGUCCGAAUAUUUCUGCUUGUUUAUGCAUCUUUCUGAUUGAAUUGCACUGCAGCAUUUUACA
Messenger RNA from Erigeron canadensis, 1479 nucleotides. RefSeq lists its product as uncharacterized. NCBI's taxonomy places the organism in Eukaryota, Viridiplantae, Streptophyta, Magnoliopsida, Asterales, Asteraceae. The transcript has 4 exons. The coding region runs from base 268 to 1371 and encodes 367 amino acids. The record is from RefSeq and is a predicted model, not a curated record.